AUGCUCAGCUUUUCGGUGACAUCCCCAGCUCUGGCUCAAGCUCCAUGCGCUGCAAAAUACCAUGGCUCCCACCAGGGUAAUGCGCCGAGGAGCCGGUCAGAGCUGAAGCCGGGCCCAGCUUUCUUGUCGUUCCUUCUUCCUCUGCUCUGUGUCGCGUGCUGCGCGCCUGCCAUGAAGAGUGUGCUUGAUGCCGACUCAUUGAAGCGAGAUCUGCAAGCCAAGCUUCAGAGGCUUGUUCAGGAGGAAAGAAUAGCACAACAUCGUGCCAAUGUGGAUGACCAGCCAGCCACACUGCGUCCGCUUGAAGUGGGAGAGGUGCUGCAUGAUGACAUGCCCAAUGUCUUGCCGAAGUGGAUGCGCGAAGGCCUGCGGCCACGCGUGGCAGCAACCAUGGCAGCUCCAGGUGCUUUGGAGGAGCAGGACAACUUUUCCCUUGGAACGAGAGGACAUCCCAACAAAUGCAAGCCCGCCUGUCGUUUUCAUCGACGGAGGGGCGGAUGUCGUGAAGGUGCCUCGUGCAAAUUUUGCCAUGAGUGCAUCUUCUCGGACUCCGACCCGAAUUACCUGGGCGUGCCCCUGCACAGCUUGGGCCCAGCAUCCUCUACGCCCGUGCCACCUGGCGCCAUGCAGAGACCGAGCUCCGAAGGCGACUACCCUUCCAUAGGCUCAAUCGGACACCCUUUUUCUUGUGGGGCACCUUGCAAGUACAACUCAAAGCCGAAGGGCUGCAAGGACGGGCUCCUGUGCGACCACUGCCACCUGUGCCGGUGGAAGCGCCACACCACUGGAGCCGGACCCGUGCCGGGAGGUCGACCGAACCUUGAGAAGGAGGAGACUCUUUUUGCUUGA
Messenger RNA from Symbiodinium sp. CCMP2592, 849 nucleotides. The record is from the annotation of a GenBank genome assembly. NCBI's taxonomy places the organism in Eukaryota, Dinophyceae, Suessiales, Symbiodiniaceae.